UAAAAAUAGCAGCAUAUUAGAGUUACACACACACACACACACACACAUGUGUGUGUGUAGCACAUGCACUGGCAUUAGCAUAACCUCUGAACACAAUAUUAAGCAGCUGGAGUAACAAAAAUAUCAACAAUAUUAGUCAAAAGAGCAGACGUAAAAAUAUUGCGCAUUGCCUGCAGCUGCAUGUGGCGGCGAGCGGCUUAAAUUCAUGCCACAUCCACACAACAGAUGUGACCCAGUUAAAACGGAUUUGCUGGCCAGACAAACAGACGACCCAACAGUCCAGAAUCACAACACAAGCGCGACCAGCAAGGAUUAUUAAUUUCACCACAGCGAGCGCGCCCCGUCCAACCAAAAUGCGCCAACAACCAGCAACGAUCGCCCUCAGCUGCGCUCUGCUCGCCGCUGCGCUCUGCUGUUGCACUUCGGGCAUCCAGGCGGAGGCAAAGCGAGUGGAUCUGGAGACAGCAACCAAAGCGUCAAUAUUAAAAGACAGCACAAUAAAUGACAGCACAUUUCAAAGAAGUCAAUCAAAGGGAGCGGCCAACAUGGCGGCGGCAGCAGCAGCAGCAGCGGCGACAUGGCCAAAAUCGCUUUCAUUAAUUUCGGCGACAAUACAAGCUACAAACCCAAAAGAUAAGACUGCGACAACAGCAACAACAACAACAACAGCAAGCAGAACUACAAUGACAAGUGAAAAACCCGCAAUAACAAGUGCAUUGAAUGCAAAUGCAACUGGGCCAGCGCACAGCAUCAUUAAUAACAUUAGCAACCACGUUGAUCAGCUGGCUACAACAACAGCAGCAGCAGCAGCAGCAACCAGCAGCAACACAAUGGCAACAUCCGUGCCUGCGGUGACUUUGGAGGCAAAUCUUAUUAUGAGCAAUAGAAACGUGGAGCAACAGAAAUUGGAUGAGCACAAGUACAAAAUAACACAGCACAGCGCAUUGUCAUUGUCCAUGCAAUUGCCAGUGGGCAACGGUAAUUCAACACCCACAUUGCUGCUGCAGCCGCCGCCGCCGCCGCCAACCGUUGCUGCCUUUGCGAUAAAUGAAAUGGCAACCGCAACAGCACAGCCUGCAACAACAACAGCAACAACAACAACAGCAGCAGCAACAACAACAACUACAACACGUCGACCGGCGCCAACAACAACGCUAAAGCCACCGCCAACUAUAGACGAUUACCAAACAAUAAUUAGCCAAGCUGGAACCCAUGCCUAUCUGCCUUGCAACGUCAAGCAGCUGGUGAAGAAACCAAUUUCCUGGCUACGCAUGCGAGACGGACACAUCCUCACAGUGGAUCAGACAACCUUUAUAGCGGAUCAAAGGUUUCAGUCUGUCUUCUCACCCAAUCCAGAGCGUUGGUCGCUGCAAAUUAAAUACGUGCAGCUCAAAGAUGAGGGCACCUACGAGUGUCAAGUAUCCACCGAACCCAAAGCCAGUGCAAUUGUUCAUUUGCGCAUAGUUGAACCCAAAACCGAAUUAAUUGGCGAGUCAACGCGGCAUGUGAAGGCCGGAAGUCAAGUGAAACUGCGCUGCAUAAUUAGCCAGGCACUGGAGCCGCCACUUUUCAUUAAUUGGUUUUACAAUCAGAAGCAAAUCUAUUUGCAUAAUCGUCGCGGCUGGCGCACGGAAAUCGAGCGCAUCGAUCUGCCAACGGAAGCGCCAACGACUGUGGCAACAACAACGACAGCAGCAGCAGCAGCAGAGGCGCUAAAUGAGAUAGCGGCCAUAACACGCUCAUAUAUUCUAGAUGCGAUAGUUGUGAGUGAUGGUGCCGCCGCCCACAUGAACGGAUACGGAUACGUGCCGCCAACAACAGCAGCAGCUGCAGCGACCACGCACGCGCCUCUGCACAUGACAGCCGCAGCAAUGUCAACGCCAGCAGCUGCUGCUGCUGCUGCUGCUGCAGCAGUUGCAGAUGCAAAUCCCUUUGCCGCUACUGUUGCAUUAAAGGAUGCAACGGGCCUAGCGGCGGCGGCAGCGGCCACAUUCACGUCAAUAAUAUCAACAGCAACAGCAACUGUAGCUGCUGCGUCAACAACAGCAGCAGAUACAACAACGACAGAAGCAACAACUACAACUACAACAACAACCACAGAGGCAAGCACAUCGACAACCACGUUGGUGCCAAGCAGCAGUUUCAUUAAACAGAUAACGACUGCCUCGCUCAUCAUACCCGCCGUGGUGAAGCAGGAUUCGGGCAACUAUACGUGCAGUCCCUCGAACAGUGCACCCCGCACCAUUGUGCUGCACGUGCUUAACGGUGACUACUCGGCAUCGGCCAUAAAAUCGUCGAGUGUCAGCUGGCAUGCGCUAAUUGGCUGUCGGGGCUAUUUACAAUGGCCCAAUGUUUCAACGAUUCUGGCACUUUUUUGGAUUAUUAAAUUUGUCCUCGCUGCAAAUGUGGCUAUGUGCAGCCCUGGCCAAAACAAAGUCAACAGUCGAGCUGCUACUACACUGCAAGCGCCAAUGUCAAAAUCAUCAUCGGCAACAAAAACAAAAACAGCAGCAGCAGUAUCAGCAGCAGCAACAGCAACAAACGAGAUUGUCAACCGCAGGCUCUGCAAACAGAUCCAGACGGCAACCCGCAGGCACAGCCAAAGCCAAAGCCGUUUAGCCAGCGAUUCGGUUUGGGUUUGGGGCUGGGAUUGUGAUUGCAUUUGCGAUUGCGGCCACGUCAACAGCUCAAUUAGUGGUACGCAAGUGGCCGAGGACAAAACUUGAGCCCCUGCAGCGAUUGCCAGGCAUUAAGCAAUGAGCUGAGUCACAGCAAAUUGAAAUGUGAACGGAUUGUACUUAGAAGUGGAAGAAGCGCAUGCGACCCAGAGAGUUGAUUAGUAUAAACUUAAAUGCAUUGCAUCUAAUUCUAUUCGUAAGUACUCGUAAAUACACCACUUAUGAUCACUUACAAUAUAAAGUCUUAAUUGCUUAUUAGGCUACGAAAUUAAAUGUGUAUAUUUAGCAAAGUGGCCUCUACUUAAGUUUGACUUGCAAAAGAUUUUGUUUCCUUAAUACUUAAAAGGUUUGAAUGUUAAAAAUGUA
Drosophila busckii is the source of this 3044-nucleotide messenger RNA. RefSeq names its product mucin-5AC (gene dpr15). Bases 354 to 2726 code for a protein of 790 amino acids. Lineage: Eukaryota; Metazoa; Arthropoda; Insecta; Diptera; Drosophilidae. Gene Ontology annotation, biological process: synapse organization. The transcript has 6 exons. The record is from RefSeq and is a predicted model, not a curated record. Gene Ontology annotation, cellular component: neuron projection membrane.